Molecule: messenger RNA, 2378 nt
Organism: Gadus chalcogrammus (walleye pollock)
Lineage: Eukaryota; Metazoa; Chordata; Actinopteri; Gadiformes; Gadidae
Gene: rhbdl2
Product: rhomboid, veinlet-like 2 (Drosophila)
Exons: 8
Coding region: 1129-2022 (297 amino acids)
Cellular component (GO): membrane
Molecular function (GO): serine-type endopeptidase activity
Source: RefSeq, a predicted model, not a curated record
AAUAAUCUAUGCUUCGCGUCAUAAUGACCUCCCUGGGAAUCAUAAAGUAGUUAUUUUAUUAUCCAACCCGAUCGUGAACUAAAGCCGUGACGUCAUCGCAUACGAUGGUUGAAGAGACGGUUGAUAUCUGUAUAUGAAACUAAACAUUUAAUUGGCUUUUGCUGCCUCCCCAUUUUGGUAGAGGUUAUUUUAGUUGUAUGUUAUUAUAUUAGUGUCAUUAAAGUUAAACAUUGUUCUGACCGCUACACCAGAGGAAGGUUGAUCCGAGGUUGGGUGAUCCGUGAGAACUGGUUUCCAUUCCGCAUUAGAGGAGAGAGAAGAGAGGACUCCAAACCAUACGGUACCCCCUGUAAGGCCCGAGCUGCUCCGGAGGACUGACUGGUCUGUGAGGCUCCUGUCCCGACACGCCGGGUGGAUAAACCGGGACGUUCCCCCUGGUUUAACGAGACACCAGCGCCCACCUGUGGGCCGACCAGGGUCCUGCAGCCCAGCGUUUCGAUCGUUUACGAGAUGAAGCUGAAUUCCAGAUCAAGGUUCUGCUUCUUACCUGGACUCUAAUCUACAGGAACCACGGUUUAGACCGAACUCUGGUUUACACUAAACUCCGGCUUAGACCAAGAGCAGUUUCCUCUUCCAUGUUUUUGUCAGAAAGCGGGAUUGUGAUUCCCUGUGACGUCAGGUGUGACAGGUGUGGCUCCCCCGCUUCAGGUACACGGAGACCAGGUAGGAGAAAAGCCAGGAAGGAGAAAGAGAGACUGAGUGUGUGUUUGUGUUUUUCCACCGGGACCCAGACUCUAAACAUUGUCCUCCCGAGCGCCGGCUGUUUGUUUGGUUGGAGGAAGGAAGUUAGUCGCAGGAAAGCCAUGAAGAGCCUGUAAUUAUCGGAAGGCGAACCCUCCCCCUCAGACUUCUCAGGCGGGCAGCGAGAGUCCAGUUCCCGGGCCAGGACGGACACAGACCGGAGGAACAGGUCCCGGUACAGGACGGACAGACACCUAUAGAAAGGUCGCGAGGAGGUCUAAACCGGAUCUUAACCUACAGACGCCCGGUCGUGUGGAGGUCCAGACCAGUCCAAUCCGAGUGGAACGUGAGAAUCCCGGGUCUCUGCUCAAACACAUCCCAACAGCGAUGGCGAGCGUGGACGUGGAGGAGAUGUCUCCGUUCCCGCUGGAGCCCGACGGGACGCCGUGGCGCGACCAGCGGGAGCAGCGGGAACGCCGGCCCACCGGCUGCUGCGACCGCUUCCAGAGGAGCGUCUCCAAGUGGAUGCUCCCGCCCGACUCCCGGGAGACCUACCUCCAGCGCACCAACUGCUGCCCGCCGCCCAUCUUCAUCAUCCUCAUCAGCGUGGCCGAGCUGGCGGUCUUCAUCUACUACGCGGUGUGGAAGCCCCAGAAGCAGUGGGUGACUCUGGACGAGGGCAUCUGGGAGAGCCCCCUGACGUACCGCGCAGACCGCCGCUGGGAGGCCUGGAGGUUCGGCUCCUACAUGUUCGUCCACGCAGGGGUGGAGCACAUCCUGGGGAACCUGGUGAUGCAGCUGCUGCUGGGCAUCCCCCUGGAGCUGGUGCACAAGGGCUUCGAGGUGGGCAUGGUGUACCUGGCCGGGGUCCUGGCAGGUUCUCUAGCCAGCUCUAUCUUUGACCCCCACAGUGCCCUAGUGGGGGCGUCUGGGGGGGUCUACGCUCUGCUUGGGGGUUUCUUCAUGAACGCCGUCGUGAACUUCCGUGAGAUGAUUCCUCUGCUGGGCGUGUUCCGCAUCCUGGUGAUCGUCGCCAUCGUGGGCACCGACGUGGCCUUCGCCAUCUACAGACGAUUCCUGAAUGACGACGUUGGGAUGAAGGUGUCGUUCGUGGCCCACAUCGCGGGCGCGGUGGCGGGGAUGAGCGUAGGCUACGUGUUCUUCAGCGCCUUCAACCAGAAGCUGCUGCGGGACCCACGCUUCUGGCUCUGCAUCGCCGGCUACCUGGUCUUCGUGAUCGCCGCCGUGCUCUUCAACGUCUUCCUGUCCCCGGCGCCGUAGCAACGGCCUGGUCUAAUCGGCAGAGGUUUAAACUAUUAACUCAGGAUUUAUUCCCUUUAAGCAUCAGGAAGACAGGGUCAAUGAGGGUUCUCAGAGGAGUGGCGCCACCUGGUGGUGAACUCCAGCAAUACAUAAACAUGUCGACCACUGAAGAAUGGGACCAGACAACUUUACUACUGUGGUUUUUUACCGUCACCUAUUUUAUAUUUUGCGAUGACUAGCAGGUUUUUUUUUUUAUAGUUUGUGCGUUUUGUUUAAACCGUUUAAUUAAAAGGUGUUAACCGUCACUGGUUUCUAUUCAUCUGAUUUGUUGUCAACCACUACCUUCCAAAUUAAAUUAAAUGCUUUUUUAUUAA